Dichomitus squalens LYAD-421 SS1 is the source of this 243-nucleotide messenger RNA. RefSeq lists its product as uncharacterized. The coding region runs from base 1 to 243 and encodes 80 amino acids. The record is from RefSeq and is a predicted model, not a curated record. Lineage: Eukaryota; Fungi; Basidiomycota; Agaricomycetes; Polyporales; Polyporaceae. The transcript has 2 exons.
AUGUCCACUUAUAAUCCACAAAACUGUCCAGCGCUGUUCUUCUACGACUACGUCUUGACUUUCUGGAGUGAGGGCGCACUGUUCUGGAAGCCAUGCCGAGUCAACGCCGCCACAGUCUUGUUCCUGCUCAACCGUUACAUUCCUCUCGCAUAUCAGAUACUCAACAUACUCCCUGACCCUCGGUCAUUCAAGAGGUACGUCUACUUCAGCACGGUCCAGAUCAUCCUCGUCAAUAUGGAGUGA